AUGCAUGGAGAGGGCACCAAACUCAGUGAGAAACCUAUUAGGACUUCUUUGAAGGAGGUUCCAGACCACAAGUUCCUGUUUCCAGAAUUUGAAAUUGUAACAGAAACAGAAGAUGAGAAUUUGCCUGAGGUUGUGGAAAUGGAGGAUUAUUCUGAAGUUAUAGGAAGCCUGGAGGGAAUACCUGAGGAAGAACUAGAUUCCAUGGCAAAGCACGAAUCCAAGGAAGAUCACAUAUUCCAAAAGUUUAAAUCCCAAAUAGCCCUUGAACCAGAGCAGAUUCUCAGGUAUGGAAGAGGUAUUAAACCCAUCUGGAUUUCUGGUGAAAACAUUCCUGAAGAAAAAGAUAUUCCAGAUUGCCCGUGUGGUGCCAAGAGAAUAUUUGAAUUCCAGGUCAUGCCUCAGCUGCUGAACCAUCUGAAGGCGGACAGACUGGGCCGAAGCAUAGACUGGGGCGUCCUGGCUGUCUUCACCUAUGCCGAGAGCUGUAGCCUGGGUGUUGGCUACACAGAAGAAUUUGUGUGGAAGCAGGACGUGAUAGACAUACCUUAAAAGGUUAAAUUCUUAGAAAUAAAUGUUUCUUAUGCCUCAGUA
Apodemus sylvaticus (European woodmouse) is the source of this 591-nucleotide messenger RNA. Its product is annotated as programmed cell death protein 2-like. The transcript is spliced from 2 exons. NCBI's taxonomy places the organism in Eukaryota, Metazoa, Chordata, Mammalia, Rodentia, Muridae. Bases 1 to 549 code for a protein of 182 amino acids. The record is from RefSeq and is a predicted model, not a curated record. Gene Ontology annotation, cellular component: cytoplasm; nucleus.